Messenger RNA from Acanthosepion pharaonis, 1305 nucleotides. The record is from the annotation of a GenBank genome assembly. NCBI's taxonomy places the organism in Eukaryota, Metazoa, Mollusca, Cephalopoda, Sepiida, Sepiidae.
AUGACACAGUUUUUGCCACCGAAUCUGUUGGCUUUGUUCGCCGCCCGAGACCCUAUUCCCUAUUAUCCGCCUGUCGACAAACUCAGUCAUGAAAAGAAGAGAGUGCCCUACACUGGAGUUGCGCAGUUCUUCAAGGAAUUCGAGAAUCCAAAAGAUACUCCUCCACCAACAAGAAUUGAAACAAAAGAAGAAAGAAAAGAGAGAAAGCGUAAGGAACGAGCUGAACAAAUUGCCUACAAACUUGAACAAGAUCUAGCUUUAUGGGAUCCUCACAAUAAUUCAGACAAUACAUCUGAUCCUUAUAAAACUUUGUUUGUUGCCAGAAUUAAUUAUGACACAAGUGAAUCGAAGCUACGUCGAGAAUUUGAAGUUUUUGGUCCCAUCAGAAGGAUUCGGAUGAUUAAUGACAACAAGAGUGGAAAGAUGCGUGGAUAUGCCUUCAUUGAAUAUGAACAUGAAAGAGAUAUGCACUCUGCCUACAAACAUGCUGAUGGACGCAAAAUUGAUGGGCGAAGAGUUUUAGUUGAUGUUGAAAGAGGACGCACUGUGAAAGGGUGGAGACCACGGCGUUUGGGUGGUGGGCUUGGGGGAACAAGAAAAGGUGGACCUGAAGAGAACACAAGGUUUUCUGGUCGUGAUGAGUUCAAUCCUGGCAGAGAUGGUUACCGUGAUGAACGGGCUGGUGGCCGUGAGCGUUCGCGGAGUCGUGAAAGGGAACGUGUUGGUGCAGGAGGUGCUGGUGGGCCAAGUCGUCGAGCCAGGAGCCGAAGCAGAGAGAGGAGAAGAAGUAGAAGUCGUGAAAGAGGAGGUCGUGCACGUAGCCGUAGCCGAAGCAGAGAGAGAAGAAGAAGCAGAGACAGAGAAGAGAAACUUUCAGAAGGUGAAGAAGAAGUCCGUGUGAAAGAUCGUAAGCGUCGCCGCAGCCGAUCACGUGAGCGCAGACGGAGUAGAUCAAGGGAACGCAAAGGUAGAGGCAGUAGGCGAAGCCGCAGCAGAGAACGCAGACGUUCCCGUGAGCGUGGCAGAGCUGGAGAAAAACUUGAACCAAAUGCUGGGGAUGUUCCCCCACCUCCAAUUCCCAACUAUGAUGAUGAGGCUAUUAUGCCUAGAGAAAUCAAACAAGAACCUAUAGAUCCUGGCUAUGACAUGCAUCCAAGCUAUCCAAUGAUGGGACCAAUGGUAGGUCCUGGUGAUCAUAGUAUGCAUUAUGGCAUGCCUAAUGGUAGCCAGCCACCACAACAGUCACUUCCUCCACAGGAUCAGCAGAAAAUUGAAGAUGGAUAUGAUGAUUAUCAAGACAACUAA